UUGUUAACGUACGGACGUGGCCGAUAAAGUGAUUCCGAGGGACCACUAACACCUAUAAAUAGCGAGUAAAUGCCCAAACGGUUGCAACUUGAAACUUGAGAAGCUCUAUUAGUGUGGAACAGUGGAAGAAGUGCUCGCCUUCGCUCUUUCGCUAAAUCGCUUGUCGUCUUUAACGAUCGCGAAUCCUAAUCUUGCAACUCUCAAUCGUUGCAGACAAAGAAAGGACCGGAAAGUUUCAUGUUGAAUCUCUAGAUGAAAAGCAGCUGAGAUGAAGAGAACCGAGACUUCGAUUCUUCAACAAAGAAAGAAGAGAAAAAUUGGAGCAGUCGAGUACAAGAAGAAGCUUCGUUCGAAAAUUCCUCGUCGGAAGCGGCUCCAGAUCUCUCCAGUCGUCGGUGGAUCUGUGAAUUUGUUGUUUUCUGAUAAUAAGCCAGGCUUCUCUGUUUUUGCAGAAGCUUCCAGUUCCUCUUCAUGCUUUCCCGACGAACUUUCGUGUACUGCAAGCUGGAUCUCAGUCGGUAAUGAGAAAUUGAAGAAGAAACCAAGAUCUUCUAGCCGAAAGAGAAAGUUUGAGGAUACAGGAAGAUCUGAAGUUGUAUUUGAAGUAGAUGAUCAAAGUUUCCGUCAAUUGGAGAAGAUUCCUGACGAAGAAUGCCGGAGAAUAACGAGGUCUUAUUACCGACAGAGAGAAAAUGAAAAUGCAGCAGAGAACAAAAGAGUUGAAGAAGUCAGAGUAGAAUUAUCAGAAUCAUCUUGCUUAGAAUCGUUUUGUGGAGUAGAGACUCGAUUUCUCAGCGAAACUGAUGAGUUUCCAGCGAGAAAUCUGAAGUUAAAAAGCGGAUCGGGUAAUGGAGUUUCGAAGGCUGUGGAAGGAAAAGGAAAUGCAGCUUCCGGAGCGAUCUCGCUUUCUGAAAGCUCUUGUGUUCAAACCUCCACUCCUCAAGAAAAACUACGAAGUUUCUGCAAAAUUGUCGAAUUCUCAGAGAAAUCGCGUACAGAGAGAGAUAACGGAACCGGAAAUUCUCUUGCAGUCGGACAGAAUGAGUCUAUUUCGGAGAUUUCUUGCAUUGAAUGGCUUAUUGAAUCAAGAAACCAAAAUCUAUAUCCGACUGCUGAUGAUUCAUGCAUAAAGACAACGAAGGAGGAAAAUGAAGGUCAGGUAUAUGAAUUUUCCGAAGUUUCACGAAAUCAAGUUGAGACGAAUUUAGCUGUCUCCAAUUCAGAGUCUACUGCAGAGAAAAAACAAAAGGAAUCCGACUGUGAUGUCGAGCUAGCUUGUUUAGAAAAGCUCUCGUAUGAAGCCGAUUCAUAUAGUUCAACAAGCCAGGAAAUGACAAUCUCCACUCUCGAAUCAGAGCUCUUCCCUACAAUUUCCGAUGGAGAGUUCUCAGACAACUCUCCGUGGCUUCGCGCUGAGUCUCCAAGCGAUUUUUCCGACCGGUCAUUCGGAAAUUCAAUUACGUCACCCUGUUUCUCGUUGUUUCUUCAAUUCUCCCAACAAUUCUCAAAGUCGAGCUCUCGUCCUAAUGGGCAAGCCUCUUCUACAGUUGAAGACGAGAAUCCCAACGAAUUUACAUUGAUGAAGUUCGAAGAUGAGGAAUACGAAGAGAGCUACAGAAACUUCAGGAACAGAGAGAGAAGGCAAAAUUUCUUACACGACUACACCGUGGAUUACUACUCAGUGACGGAGUACGGCGAACUCGUCCUCCAGCAACGGUUGGUGAUGGUUAACUGGAUAGUUGAGCAAUCGAAUGCAAAGGAGCUUCAGUCCGAAACGAUGUUUUUAGGGGUUAGCCUCCUCGACAGGUUCCUGAGUGAAGGAUUCUUCAAACAAAAAAGGAACCUUCAAGUGCUUGGAAUUUCUUGUCUCACCCUGGCCACCAGGAUCGAAGAAAAUCAACCCUUAAACUGCGUUCGACAAAAGGUUUUCCAUGUGGGGAGCGUUGUGUACAGCAGCUGCGAAGUGGUGGCUAUGGAAUGGCUGGUGCAAGAGGUCCUAAACUUCCAAUGUUUCUUGCCCACUACGUACAACUUCUUAUGGUUCUACCUGAAGGCAGCCAAAGCUGACGCAGAGGUGGAGAAGAGGGCCAAGCACCUAGCCAUGCUGUCAAUGCUGGACCACAGGCACCUAUGCUACUGGCCAUCAACAGUGGCAGCUGGGUUGGUCAUCCUUGCAUCACUAGCAAGCAAUCAAGACUCAUCCUGCCAAUGGGUCAUGGAGACUCAUGUUAGAACAAAAAAAGAUGAUCUGCCGGAGUGCAUAAAGAGCCUCGAGUGGUUGGUGAACUGCGUCUGAUUGAGAACCAACAAGAACUCAUCGAUCUAUUCUUUUCACUUAAGGCAUUUGUUGCAUUCAUUUCAAAGACAGGGUAAAUAAAACAGGUAAAUCAAGAUAGUUUUCCAGUCCUAACAAAAGAAACUGAAGUAUUCUAAGCUGUAACAUGAUUUUUGUUCAGUCCUUAGUUGAAUACUGUACUCAUAGAAUUUUCCCUUGUAAUCGUUUUUUCACUCAAAUACUGGAAUCUGUACUGUUUUCAAA
Messenger RNA from Macadamia integrifolia, 2539 nucleotides. RefSeq names its product cyclin-SDS-like. Gene Ontology annotation, molecular function: cyclin-dependent protein serine/threonine kinase regulator activity. Gene Ontology annotation, biological process: mitotic cell cycle phase transition; regulation of cyclin-dependent protein serine/threonine kinase activity. The coding region runs from base 269 to 2296 and encodes 675 amino acids. The transcript has 7 exons. Gene Ontology annotation, cellular component: cyclin-dependent protein kinase holoenzyme complex; nucleus; cytoplasm. The record is from RefSeq and is a predicted model, not a curated record. Lineage: Eukaryota; Viridiplantae; Streptophyta; Magnoliopsida; Proteales; Proteaceae.